AUGCGCAAUUCGUACUUUGUUAACAUUACCGAAGAUUAGGACAUCUUGUGAAUUUUCCUCCAACUAUUACUGAAGCUGUAAACAGUGGAUACCGGUAAAACAACUGCUUCUAACAAUUGAUUGCAAAUGAGAUUCUGAUGAGCAGUGAUGAUGGGAAGAGCUAUGGACGGUCAACAGCCCUCUCAUGGAAUCACAGAGAAAGAGGAAAGAGAUGUCAGGAAAUUCACUAAAUUUCUUGCUUUGAAGGCAAUACAAGUGAUAGUGCAAGCGAGAACGGGAGAGAAGACUGACACAAGAUCUAAAUCAAAUACAGAUGGCACUGAUUGGUUUAAUCUGGCAAUUCCCGAGAAGGCCAACGUGAAAUCACAUGCCAAGAAACUUUUAAUGACUGAAAUACCAAGGGCGGGCUAUCCUCUCAACGUAGAAAUUACUCUUGAAACAGCAGAGGGUGAUAAGAUGGUGCUAGAAUCAUGGAGCCUCGCUGUGAACGAUACCUGCGACCCUGACACCAAGAUUCACUACACUGUAUACAACCGAAUGGGUCUCCUCCUCAAGUCACUGAUCUGCGUAUCAAGGGUUACUCCAGCUUAUAGGAUAGCUAGAAGACAGGGCACGGGGGACUAUCGGAUCUUGUCAAGGGUGUUCUUUGGAGAGACAAAGCUUGCAUUGUUAGGAGAAGAUUUCAGUACGAUUCAAGUUGGUAGUGUACCCACUCCCGUUGGGACUAUCAUACUCAACGUGGCUUAUAGGACCAAACUCACUUUAUCAACAUCUAGACACAUCUCAAGAAUAAGAGGACCUGUUCCUGUUAAGGAUGAUCACUAUAGUACCAGUCCUUCCCAUAAAGGUCCAGGACCAGCCUUGCCUGUAGGAACCAAACCAAUUAUCGGAAUUGAAGACUCCAGUACAACCUUGGAGAGCUCUCAGGAUUACAUCAUCGGGUCCUUCUCCACCACUCCUCCUGAUAACUAUGUUUUCCCUUCACGAGGAGACCAGACCACUCCCAGUCCAAUCAGAGGGCGGGGCUUAGCAGAAGAUAGGACUAAACCACCAAGUUCAAAUAGUUUUGACCUCGCUGGGAAGCUAGGACCCUUUGCAAGUCCAAAGAAUGUUGGAGAUUCGGAAAGUCUCAUCUCUGAUGACAUUCCAUUUGGGUCCUUACUCCAAGAGGUCGGGAGUAGUACAGCAGAUAAAUUCAUCCUCACAACAAAUGAUGAUCCUACUUGCCAAGAUGGUGAUCAACCAGACUGGACAGGAUUAAAUCUCUCACAGCAUUCUAAUAAAUCAAGCUUGCCAUCAGAUAGUGAUGAUUUCGUCAUGGUGGAUCUCAAUCCAGCUUUCGCCAAGACAGAUUCUAGUAGUGAUAUUGUAGCAUUCUGCUGUCAGUUUCAACAAGCUCCACCUCUAGAACUCUUUGAAGAUCAACCAACUCUUGGAGAAACAUUGAGUAACCUACCGGAGAAGCUCGCACAGUUCAAGGAGAAUGAGUCAGAGUUUGAUGCGUUUGUAGCAAGCCUUCAGAGGGACGUUGAUGAAUGCAGUGACUGAAUUAAUAUUAAUUGUUCCAUCAACAUUGCCAUCGUGAUAACCUCACCAAGAUGAACCUUCCCUUAUACCACUCCUCCUUCUCUUGUUAUUAACAUUAGCAUCAUCAUUAUCAUCAUCAUUGUCAUCAUCAUCAUCAUCAUUGUCAUCAUCAUCGUCAUCAUAUCAUCAUCCUCAUCAACCUCAUCGUGAUCAUCAUCAUCAUUAUCAUUAUCAUCACCACCACCACCAACACCACCUUCAUCAUAAUCAUCAUCAUCAUCAUCACCAUAUAUUUAGUUCGCCAUAUUUUCAGUCAUCCAAAGGAUUCAGAAACUGAGCACGCAAUAGCUGAUCUGUGAAAGACAUCAUAGUUAUUCAUCAUUGUCGUGGAGCAUUCAGAGACUGGGAAAGUAAAUGUUAGGCGCUCUUUACAAGUCUCAGCAUUGUGGCAUGGAUCCCUACUUGGGGAAGUUAUAAAUUGACGCAGAGGUUCGAGGUUCAAGCCCUUGUCAUGUCUUUCGGAUGGUGACGUUAAAAGGUCGGUCCAAUUAUAAAUAAUCAUAUUUUAUUGAUACGUGUCUAAAAAACUCAAUUAGACACACACACAUACAAGGAAAAGAAGUAUGGUUAUGAUUAUUCUUUUAAUUUUUUUCUUGUUACAUGUUUAUUGCAAUUAAUUUGGCAUGUCGAUGGAUACUCCUCUGCUGAAAACCAAUUCUACAUGAUUAUAUGCUUAUGCCUUUAUACAGCAGCCUCUGUGUAAGUCAACCUGUCAUUAGUCAAAUAACUACAUAACUCGAAGCAUUAUUUUAGACCAAAAUAUGCAAAUUAUGUCUUGUUUACAACUAUUCAGUUGAGGUCAACAUAUUUCUGUGUUCCCAAGUUAUUUAAAUGGAAAGUUCACCCUGACCAAAAGUUUAUGGGGAAAAUAGCGGAAAAUAUAAUAAAGAAUAUUGGCAAAGGUUUGAGGGAAAUCCAUUAAAGAAUAACAAAAUUAUUAGAAUUUUGAUUAUUUGAAUUGAGACGUCAUAUGCAAGCAGCUUUCCUACAUGUACAUGUACAUGUACAUAUUGUACGGUAAAAAAUCAAUGGUUUGUCAUUUUCUCAAAAUAUUGAAAAAAAAAUUUUUUGGUCGUGCCUGCAUAGCACGAGACUAUACAUGUAGGUGCCGUUUUUCCGACGGCGGCAACAGAGGCGUUAACACUGAAAUCUUUAACCCUAAAAAGACUGGGGGGGGGCUGAUUCAGCCCCCCCCUCGACAUUUUUCGCGAUAAAUCCGCCACGCGAAAUUUUUUGACUGCGUCGCUCGCUGAUUUUUUACCUUCAAGUCUCUCGCAACUUUUGAGACCAAAAUUGUGACCCCCGGGUACGCGGUUCCGAAAUCACGCAACAUUUCGUAAGUGCAUGCAGACCCAAAAUUACUCAAAAACGUGAAUUUGUGUACAAAUCCAAUGCAAAUAGUGUUUUUAACCAAAAUUCAUAAAUGUAUCAUUAUUUUUCCUUUUACUGCUUAAAAUCAAUUAAUUUUAUCUAUUUUAUGGUCGAAAUAAAGUCCCCGACAAUUUCCAUUGAAAAAACAAUAAAAAAAAAAAGUCGUAAAACAAAGAAAUACAUACAUGUAAGAAAUUUAGAAAACAAUAGAAUACAUAAGAAAAUAAAUGUGAUGUUGAAAUUUUUUUAAAAUAAAUUUGAUCAGAUGCCUAUCUAGAGUAUGUGAAACAAAAAUUAGCAUUUCAGGGGCAUUAUUUUAUUAAUUAGAGCAAACUUAUGAUUUUACGCAUAAAUUAGCAUAAUUAAUGAGACAUGAGAUUUUUUGCAGAAUUUGAUGGUAUAGUUUUGUAGAUAAUGCCAUGGGUAACACGUGUGCCAAUUUUCGUCGCGAUCGUGCGAUCGACGGCCAAGAUCAUAGGGGGGGGCUGAAUCAGCCCCCCCCCCAGUCUUCUUAGGCAUCGAAAUAGCCCAGUCUAUUUAGGGUUAAGGAAGGUUAGGUGAAAUGACAUUAUAACUUGGAAAGUGUUUGGACAUAUUAAGAGUAAUCAAGUAUCACUGAACACCCUGUGCGAGUUUCAAGUCACAUGACAAGGUCAUUUAAGGUCAAUGAACUUUGGCCAUGUUGGGGGUAAUUGUUGAAUUGCCAUCAUAACUUUGAAAGUUUUUGUACAUAAUUUAUGAAAUGUGGACAUACGUGAAGCAAGUAUCACUGACAAGUCUUCAUUUACAUGUAGGGUCAAUGAAUAUAGGAUUAUAUCAUAAUAAGAAUGGUGUUUUUUGUGAAUAACUAUUUUAUAAUAGUGCAGGCAAGACUGCCAGAGGCACUCUUAUUGUACUGUACCUUCGGUUUAUCAAUAUUCUACACCG
Messenger RNA from Lytechinus pictus (painted urchin), 3885 nucleotides. Its product is annotated as autophagy-related protein 13-like. The coding region runs from base 148 to 1548 and encodes 466 amino acids. The transcript has 13 exons. Gene Ontology annotation, cellular component: phagophore assembly site; Atg1/ULK1 kinase complex; cytosol. Lineage: Eukaryota; Metazoa; Echinodermata; Echinoidea; Temnopleuroida; Toxopneustidae. Gene Ontology annotation, biological process: autophagosome assembly; mitophagy; protein localization to phagophore assembly site. The record is from RefSeq and is a predicted model, not a curated record.